Molecule: messenger RNA, 2416 nt
Organism: Papilio polytes (common Mormon)
Lineage: Eukaryota; Metazoa; Arthropoda; Insecta; Lepidoptera; Papilionidae
Gene: DppIII
Product: dipeptidyl peptidase 3
Exons: 14
Coding region: 44-2353 (769 amino acids)
Biological process (GO): proteolysis
Cellular component (GO): cytoplasm
Molecular function (GO): dipeptidyl-peptidase activity; metalloexopeptidase activity
Source: RefSeq, a predicted model, not a curated record
AAAUCAAAUAUUGAGUUGAAAUAAACAUCAAAAAUCUAUCCCAAUGUUUCGAAUUCUGACUAUUAACCUUGUAAAAUGCCGGCACAUCUUAACUGCUGAUUCAUUUCUUAACAAAUAUAGCAAGAGUCUUACUGGAAUUGGUCCACUUCAGUCUAAACCUGUACAUCCGGCAAUAGUAGUUAAUGCAAUGGAAGACAAAUCAAAUUUCUUGUUGCCAAAUAAUCAAAGAUUUGUGGAACUGGAUAGUUCACAAGCAUUUAAUAAUUUGACAAAUAAGGAAAAACUUUAUGCUCACUAUCUGAGUCAUGCUGCAUGGAAUGGUGGACUCAUAGUAUUACUUCAAACUAGUCCAGAGUCACCGAAGAUCUUUUCACUCUUGCAUAGAAUCUUCCUUGGAGAGCCAUUGGAGAAUCUUAAAGAAUCUGCAUUAAAGGCGGGAGUGUCUGAAGAUGAUUUCCAAGCAUUCCUGGUAUAUGCUGGUGGCUUGUUUGCCAAUAGUGGUAACUACAAGGGAUUCGGUGACACAAAAUUCAUUCCAAAUCUUUCUAAAGAUGCAUUUGAACUCAUUGUAAAAUCAUCAAAAGCAUAUGAAAAUGACAAUACUCAUAUAACAAAGUUAUGGCAAAAAGUUCAAAGUGCUAUGUAUAGCCUGACUCCAAGACUGACUAGUUUAGGUUUGGCUAGUAAGGGAGUAACAACAUAUUUCUCUAGCAACUGCACUGAAGAGGAUUCUAAUUUGGUUAAUGAUUGGAUGAAAACUAAACGAAUUGAAGCCUACAUUUGUCGGACAUUUAAAACAACUGCUGAUGAUGGAUUACCUUUAUACACUAUACAUUUAGCAAGUGUGGAAUCAUCUCCCAAACCAAUGCUGACAAUGGACAAGGAAUUAUACAAGAAUGCAUACUUCCAAGUGACCCGCGGAGACUAUUCACCGCUACUGAAGCUUGCCAGUGAAAACCUCACCAAAGCUCAGGAAUACGCAGCUAACGAUAAUGAGAAAAACAUGCUCAAGCACUAUGUCAAUAGUUUUAAUGAAGGAGAUUUAAAUGAACAUAAGGAAGGCAGCAGGUUUUGGAUCAAAGAUAAAGGACCUAUCAUUGAAACGUAUCAAGGUUUUAUUGAGACAUACCGUGACCCGAGUGGCCAGAGAGGAGAAUUCGAGGGCUUUGUUGCCAUGGUGAAUAAGGAGAUGUCAAAGAAGUUUGGACGCUUGGUGGAUGGAGCCGAGGGCUUCAUUAAGCUGCUGCCCUGGGGCCAGGAUCUGGAGAAAGACACUUUCCUCAGGCCUGACUUCACCAGCCUCGAUGUGCUGACAUUCUCCGGCAGUGGCAUACCAGCUGGCAUCAACAUUCCGAAUUAUGACGAAAUCCGUCAGAACGAAGGCUUCAAGAACGUGUCGCUCGGUAACGUGAUCCCCGCCGCUUACAAGGAGUCCGUCAUACCAUUCCUCUCCGAACAAGAUAAGGCAUUGCUCGAUAAAUACAGAGUCGCUUCCUUUGAGGUGCAAGUGGGUCUACACGAGCUGUUGGGUCACGGGAGCGGAAAGUUAUUGCGCCAGAACGCUGAUGGAACAUUUAAUUUCGACAAGGAGAAGGUCAAGAAUCCUCUAACAGGAAAAGAGAUCGAGACAUGGUAUAGUGAGGGCGAGACGUACGACAGCAAGUUCACGACGCUGGGCUCCGCGUUCGAGGAAUGCCGCGCUGAGGCUGUCGGACUCUACCUCUCCGUGCUGCCGGAGAUCGUCAAGAUCUUCGGGUACGAGGGCCAAGAAGCGGAGGAUGUGACAUACGUGAACUGGCUCAGCCUGCUGUGGAACGGCGUCGCCAAGGCCACCGAGAUGUACCAGCCCUCCACAGACACCUGGCUGCAGGCACACGCACGGGCGCGCUUCGUGCUAAUGCGUCUGCUGCAGCUGGAGGGCGAAGGCCUACUGACGGUGACGGAGCCCGCGCGCGGACAGGACCUACUGCUAACACUCGACAGGCACCGCAUCGCCACCGACGGCAAGAGGAUCAUCGGCGAGUUCCUGGUGAAGCUGCAGACGCUGAAGGCGACGGGCGACGCGGCGGCGGCGGAGCAGCUGUUCGCGCGCUACAGCCGGCUGGAGGGCGAGUGGGCGCGCUGGCGGGACAUCGUGCUGCUGCACAAGCAGCCGCGGAACAUCUUCGUGCAGCCCAACACGAUACUCAAAGAUAAGGAGGUGGAACUAAAGCGGUACCCGGCGAGUGCGCAGGGCAUGGUGUCGUCGUGGGUGGAGCGCUUCCCCGACACCAACGUGGACGACCUCCUUGAACAACUCGCAGACGCACAAGCCAAGUACUUUGAGGAUCUGGAACCUCUCGCUGCCGCUUGAAUAUAUUUUCUUCAAUGAAUUUUGAUUAUUGGUAUAGAAAAUAAAUUAUAUUUCUACACGAAA